AUGGCCUCUGACUACUACGAUUCCAAGUUGUUGGAGACGGCGAGGCGGCUGCUGGAGGUGACCUCCAUAACUGAGGCAGAGCAGCUGCCCAGACUGCCCUCGGGGUUCUACGACGCCUUCAUCCUUAGGGGAAUCCGCAUCGUCCAGGCCCUCCAGCCCGGCACACUCCUCUGCCAUUUCACCGUCCCCUCCAGACUACUGAAUUCGGGCGGCUUCCUACACGGCGGUGCAACCGCCUCCCUAGUCGACUUGGUUGCCUCCGCCGCCUUCGCCACUGCCGGUCUCCGCACCAGGGGCUCGCCCCUUGAGAUGAACAUAUCCUACGUUGAUGCUGCUUUUGCUGAUCUUCAUAGUAGCAGUGUUCUAGCGCUAAAGCCAGAUUGUGUCAAGUUGUUUCCCUUUUACCUCUUUCAAUUGGGACUGAUGCUGACACUGACAGGCAUGAGAUGCUUGGUUUCGUGUAGGAAGAGAUUGAUAUCGAAGCGAAGGUUCUGCGCGCUGGCAAGGUAG
Messenger RNA from Miscanthus lutarioriparius, 510 nucleotides. NCBI's taxonomy places the organism in Eukaryota, Viridiplantae, Streptophyta, Magnoliopsida, Poales, Poaceae. The record is from the annotation of a GenBank genome assembly.